AUGGAAAAUUUUCAUAGAUUCCUCAUUGUUAUCUUUAGCAUUUGCUACUUCAUUCUCUCCAACAAUGUUGUUGGUGCAACUUACACUGGCAUCACUAGGCACUACAAGUUUGAUAUCAAGAUGAAGAAUGUGACAAGACUAUGCCAUACCAAAAGUAUUGUUACUGUCAAUGGGAAAUUUCCGGGGCCUCGUGUUUUUGCUCGAGAGGGUGACCGGCUUGUUGUCGAAGUUGUCAACCAUGUUCAGAACAAUAUUAGCCUCCAUUGGCAUGGGAUCAGACAACUAAGAAGUGGAUGGGCAGACGGACCAGCAUAUGUAACACAAUGUCCCAUACAAACUGGACAGACUUAUGUAUACAACUUCACCAUUAUUGGGCAGAGAGGCACACUUUGGUGGCACGCUCACAUUACUUGGCUCCGAUCAACCCUUUAUGGACUUAUUGUUAUUCUCCCUAAGCGCGGUGUUUCCUACCCUUUUCCUCAACCUUAUAAGGAAGUUCCUCUAAUAUUUGGAGAGUGGUGGAAGGCGGAUCCUGAAGCAGUAAUUAGCCAAGCAUUGCAAACGGGUGGUGGUCCGAAUGUAUCUGAUGCCUACACCAUCAAUGGCCUUCCUGGACCAUUAUACAAUUGCUCUGCAAAAGGUAUUUGAAACAAGCUAUAAAAUAUUUUAUAGAGUAACACUCUUUCUCUUUGUUGUUAAAUACAUAAUGCAACUCUAAAUAAAAAGCUUUACUAAUCUCUUUGAUGUGUACAUGUGC
Molecule: messenger RNA, 757 nt
Organism: Beta vulgaris subsp. vulgaris (sugar beet)
Lineage: Eukaryota; Viridiplantae; Streptophyta; Magnoliopsida; Caryophyllales; Amaranthaceae
Product: laccase-17-like
Exons: 4
Coding region: 1-648 (215 amino acids)
Molecular function (GO): oxidoreductase activity; copper ion binding
Source: RefSeq, a predicted model, not a curated record